Molecule: messenger RNA, 4441 nt
Organism: Saccostrea echinata
Lineage: Eukaryota; Metazoa; Mollusca; Bivalvia; Ostreida; Ostreidae
Product: sorting nexin-14-like
Exons: 32
Coding region: 11-2851 (946 amino acids)
Biological process (GO): autophagosome maturation
Cellular component (GO): late endosome
Molecular function (GO): phosphatidylinositol binding
Source: RefSeq, a predicted model, not a curated record
UAUUGUCAAUAUGAUUCCGUGGUAUAUAAUAAAACAUUAUCUGCAGAAACAUUCCAGGUUUUGUACAUCAACAGUCAUCCUCCUCUUGUUUACAUUCAUUUUCCACAGAUAUUUCUCACUGAUCCUCAUAAUUUGGUCCUUUAUAUUUGGAUUAGCGGUAACUUACAGUUGCAUUAGCUCUGACACCAUUUUACCAAGUCUCCUGUUUUUGUACCAACGUAAGAAAAAACCGGAUGAUGAGGAUGAUGAAUUAACGUUAAUGAAGACUGUGUGUACUGUUUGUGGCCAGCGUCGCUGCCCAAGACACAGACCAGAGCUGAACAUACUAGCCUUUCAACCCUGGACUUACUUGAAAGUCAGACAUAAAGUUGAUGAGUCUAUUGAAGAGUUUGCUAAUAUUGUUUUAAAGGAAUUCCUUUACACCUGGUACAGGGACCUGAGUACAGAUGAGGGCUUCCCUGAUGAACUAAAAACCAGCAUCCGAUUCUUAGCCUCUGUUCUACUCAGAAGAUUGAAAAAGGUGGAUAUUCCAAAACUAGUCAGUGAAAAACUGAUAAAAGCAGCUCUUCAACACCUGCAUGUUUACUUAGAAGCAAGGAAGCAUGCUCCUCUUGGAGGUGACCUUCAGCAGCUGACCUUGGAGCAGUUGGGACCUAACAUGCAUGUAGCGAUGUUGAGUCGUAAAUGUGAGUUGGAGUACCUCCGUCGAUUGGUGGAAUCUCUGUUUCCCUACAUCCUCCCUCCCCAGGCUGUUAAAUCUAAAUGUACAUGUGGUCUGAUCAGGGAGAUCUUAGCUGGCUCUGUUCUCCUCCCAGCCCUGGAUGCUGUAGCCAACCCUGAUAUGGUGAACAAUUUGAUUCUGAUUUUCCUGGAUAAAACACCACCACCUGCUGCCACAGAGCCACCUUCUCCAUACGUACCAUUCCUAGAAAACUUUGCCAAACCUCUGACUAAAAAUAAAUCAUGCCUGAGAGUUGAGCUUAAGGACAUUCUUUUUAGAAAUAGCCCCAAACACCUGUACCCAUUCAUGCAGUUUCUGAAAAAUGAAGGAGCUAUAAAUGUACUUCAGUUCUCCUUAGCUUGUGAGGAUUUUAACACCCGUAUCCUGAGUCCAGAGCUGUCCCAGGGAGAUCUAGUAGAGCUUCACAACAUGGCUAAGGACCUGUACAGAAGUUACUGUGCUAAGGACGCCGUGGACAGAAUUAAGUUUGACGAGACCAUCGUCAGUGAGCUGGCAGAGGUUGUGGAGGGACCUCCAGACCAGGUUGUGAAGUUGCGGACGUCCACUCCUCUUUUCAAAGCCUAUGACCACACAUAUGAUUUGCUGGAGAACACAUUUUUGCCUCUCUUCCAUCAAAGUGAUGAUUACUACACCAUGUUGUGUGGGAGCAGAGAACCAACCCAGAUCAUGAGGGCUAUGCCAAAUGUGUUACCCCUCUCCAGACCAGUUCUGUAUAACAAUAGACCAGUAGAAAGGAGAGGGUUUGGACUUUCCAACAUUGGGACCAAGAUAAAGGGUGUAUUUAAAAGUGGAGAAAUGAAGUCCCUGCCAGAGACUGGACUUGAUUUUGAAGAUGCUGACAAAGUUACAAUAAGCUCCUGUAAUUCCUUGGAUGAUGAGAUUUCUGAUUCUGCCGUCGGAGUCGAUGAGUUGCCAGACUUCACUGAGAUGACCAUUCCUGAUCUUAGUACGUGGAGGGUGUCCAUCCCACGAAUUGGGGCUAGGCCUGACCCUGAUAACUUUAAGAAGCAGUUUUUUGUAUUCAUCAUCGAUGUCCGUAGGGUGGACUUAUCUGACGAAAAUCUCGGAGAUCGCUCUAAAAAAGCUAACUGGACAGUUGCUAGAAGGUAUAAUGAAUUCUACGUACUUGAAAACAAGCUAGCAGAGUUUCAUGAGGGCCUUCUGCAGGAAUGCAAACUUCCUCCUAAAAAAGUAAUCGGAACGAGUAAGCACGAGUUCAUUGAGAGCAAGCGAGAACAAUUUGAGGCUUAUCUACAGAAAUUGUUAACUAAACCUUACUUGACUGGAAGUCAACUUCUCUAUAACUUCCUGUCAACAGACGAUGAAUUUUCUGCAGGGUUUUUAUCGGACAUUAAACUAGGGAAAAUGUUCAAGUCAGGAGCUAUGAAGCUAGUCAAAGAGAGAGGUCAGCAUUUAGACAUGUAUCUGAAUUCCUUUGAGCAGUCAACUAUAGCCCCACCUCCUAAACCCAGUAAGCCAGAGAGGAGGGGAUCGGAUACUUCUCUGAAGUCCACCUCCAGCGAGAAGCUGUGUGCGGGCUUGUAUGAAAACAACGCCAAUUACUCAAACGACAGUAUUUGUUCCAAUCUGUCUCGGAGCUCGGACGGACAAGAGUGGUAUCCCAUGGCAACCUCAGACAUGGACUCCUACAGAGGACAAGAAAUAGAGGGCCCGUUUGAUGUCAUAGUUUACAUCUCUCGUUAUGUGUAUGGUGUGCCUGAUUGGUUCCAUCACCUGCUGAUGACGGGGAGAAUUCUCUUUAAAUCCACCUUGGAACAUUACUUACAGCUAUUUAUAGAACAAAAAGUAGAACAGGUCACUCAGGAACACAGAGUUGUGUCCCUUGUCCAUUUACUCAGGGAUGUGUUGUUUUUUGACAAAGAUCCUCCCAGGACAGACGAACAGAAGAGUGAGAGAUACCGUACAUGUCUUCAGGGUUGUCUGGAUUUCUUACCAAGUAGUUUUGUCUCAGUGGUGGGCAGAAGGAACCAUGAACAAGGGACAAAACUCUUGUUAGAAGUUCUGCAGCAACCAAAACUUAACAAACAGUUAUCCUACGUGUUUUUGGACAUUCUUGUACAGGAAUUAUUCCCCGAGCUGAGAGGAUAGGCAGCAAUUGUUACAAUGGUUAUGACCUCAAUGUUAAGCAGUCAUUGUUACAAUGGUUAUGACCUCAAUGUUAAGCAGCCAUUGUUACUAUGGUUAUGACCUUAAUGUUUCUGUAUACUUUUUAUAGUAUUAGUUGCCACCAAUUAUUGUUCUACAAAAGCUCACAUAACUUCACACAAUAUGUGAUAAUUAGAUUUUACUUGUAAAUCUAUUGAUGUCAUUGCUGCCCAGUUCUCUCCUAUGAUACAGGUUACAUGUAACAUUUCAAUAUUAGAAAUUCAGUUACGGAAUUGAAGAGCUGUAAACUACAUGUUAUUUAAUUUUUUUGAUAGGCUGAAUUUGUGUUUAAGUUCAGAGAAAUAAAAAUUUGGUCUUCCCUUGUCCACUUAAAAUGUCUGUGAAAAGUUUGUAAUAUAGUUUUAGAUUAUUGCUGAUGUAUAUAGCAAUGAUUUUUAAUGAAAUUGCUUACUAAUAGUACUGACAUUUUUUUUUUAAAUUAAGAUUUGAAAUUUGAAUGUUACGUAAAGCCCAGACAUGUGUAUAAUAAAAUACCAAUUAUUCUAAUUAUGAACUAAACUGAUAAGAUGUAGUAGAUCAUGGUAGAAAUUGUCACAAUGAAUUUGUUUUAUCACAACACUAUUAUGUUUAAUGUUAGUGAGUAUCCUUAUCUUCUAACAAUGUUAACAGAUGAAUUGAAAUGGCAGUGUAUAUGUUACUCAUGUAUGAUAUCAAUAGUCUCUGUGCCAACAAAGUUCUCUGUCACAAAUCUACAUCAAUACAGUUCUGAUCAUGUGUAGCUUAAGCAUUGAUUGAAUUGUUUCCAAAUUAAAGAAUUGAUAAGGAUGUCCCUAUUUAAAUCUCACCAUACAACUUGAUGAGAUUUUUGUAUUUAUAUAAAGUCAUUGGAUUUUUUUUUAUAUUUUGUCCUACUUGUAUGUAUUGUUUCUCAGAGGCAUUUAAAUUUAUGAUGUAUAAAUUUGCACAUAGUUCCUAGUAACUAGAAUUAUUUUGAUUUAUUGCGAACUGUGAUAAACAUUGAUGUUACUACAUUAUAAUACCUACCAAUUCUUAUUUCAUUGUGUAGAGUGUCAGAUGAAUCUGAGCUCAUUAACAGAAUUGACAAGAUGAGCUCGUUAACAGAUUGAAUUGAUGAGGUGAUAAGCUCGAGAUUUUGUUGACAUAAUUUAUUUGUUCAGGGUUUUCAGUCACAGCUUCUUUCAUACACAUUACUUUCAUUCAAAUAUUAAAACUAAAUGCAUGUACAUGUAUUGUUUAUGCUUGAUAUUAAAGAAUUAUGUAUUACUAUUUUCACUAAGAAAUAAUAUCAUUGAUUUAGAAUACAGAAACAAAAUAACCUUUUAAAACUUCUAAAUGGAUGUGAAACAAUAUCUACAUUUAUUAAUUCUGACUCUCCCCCUGUAGUAAUCUAUAAUUUGAUAGGCUUAGUUCAUAAUGUAUCACACAACAUUGUUGAAAAUGAAGUUUUAUUAAUUUAUUGCAGUAUAAUGUUGACUUUGUUUUGUUGAGUUGCAUAAUCAAACUGUACAUGUGCAAUACUGUUGUCUGUGAUAAUAAAUAUUUGACACCUUA